Molecule: messenger RNA, 948 nt
Organism: Sphaeramia orbicularis (orbiculate cardinalfish)
Lineage: Eukaryota; Metazoa; Chordata; Actinopteri; Kurtiformes; Apogonidae
Exons: 7
Coding region: 1-948 (315 amino acids)
Source: RefSeq, a predicted model, not a curated record
AUGGCAGAACACAGCAUUAGUCUUCUGACAGCCAUCGUGCUGUCAUUGAUCUGCUUCAUCAUCACUAUGGUGUUCACUGCUUUGGCUGGACCUGGAAUAUAUCCAUUUCUGUCGAGCACUGGAAAUAUUUCAGAUGAAUAUACAACUGAGAUCACACCUGCAGGAUGGGCCUUUGCCAUUUGGUCGAUCAUUUACGCCUUCUUGGCCUGUGUAAUGGUCUAUGUGCUCUCUGGUGUCUGUAGAAAAAAUGCCUAUGGCUUCGUCUACUGCAGCCCUGCUGUUUUACCCCAUGGAUUUUUUGUGUCUUUGUGCUUAAAUUUGGGCUUUAAUAUUGGAUGGCUAUUUUUGUGGGAUAGAAGGUUGAUGCCUGCUGCACUCGUUUUCCUCAUCCUGAUUGCCUUCACUAACUACGUCACGAUAUUCUUCUCUUGCCAUAGUCUCAAAAGUUAUGGCGCUUGGCUUAACAAAUACCACAGAGUAGACCUGUGGCUCCACCGAGUGUUGAUUCAGAAUGGGAUCGCUAUAUAUGCAACAUGGACAACCAUUGCGUCCCUACUCAACCUAAAUAUUGUUCUGACUACUAAUGCAAAGAUGUCUCAAACAGAUGCUUCCACCGUAGCACUUACUAUUUUGACCCUGGUGUUGUUUGUGUGGUUCAUCCUGGAAAAUUCAGCUUUUGAAAAACACGUCAGGUACAUUCAAACCAUUUACUUUGUAGUGAUCUGGGCGCUGACAGGGGUGUUCACGAAAAACAAGGACGCUGUAACUUCUGGAAGUCGCAAUGGCAUCUUUAUAGCUGUACUCUUGGCUUUAUCUUGCUUCUUGUGUGCCUUGCGGAUAACUUUGACCAUCUGGAGACACAUCAAACACCCAUUAUACCAAGACGUAGAUGCUGAGGACAUGUUGCCGAUGGAGAUAGCUGACAAGCAGAAAACAAUCUUUAAAUAA